Molecule: messenger RNA, 1845 nt
Organism: Penicillium manginii
Lineage: Eukaryota; Fungi; Ascomycota; Eurotiomycetes; Eurotiales; Aspergillaceae
Product: fungal specific transcription factor domain-containing protein
Exons: 5
Coding region: 1-1845 (614 amino acids)
Biological process (GO): DNA-templated transcription
Molecular function (GO): DNA binding; zinc ion binding
Source: RefSeq, a predicted model, not a curated record
AUGCAGCUACACCCGCCAAACUUGGUAUUUCCAGCGGAAAUCGCCGGAGCCUCUUCUCCUUCACAGCUUUCUGAUGGCCAGUCAAAUGGGGAUGGCCAUCCACUACGUCACGAUGUACAGAACGAUAUGACUACAGCAACAUCUCGGGCAGGCCUCACUCAUUCCAAGUCACAGAUGCCGGUGGCAAAUGAAGUGGCGGCCUGGGUCUCGCCCAUGAGACCAAUCGAAAUCGAAUUCAACUUUCUGGGAGGUAAAAGCGGGUUUCAGCAGGGACUAAUCCGUCAAGCUCAACAAGUCUUGGAGUCCGCUCUGGUCAAUGCGACACAGGCCAUACCUGUGUCCAAGUCAGGGCUAAAUCCCGAUAACGAGAGGGUGGAGUCGGUAUCGCCUGAGUUUCUUGCAUGGAUGUUGCAAGACAUUGGAAGUGCUAAAGGUGGCUCGUAUGUUUGGGAUUAUUUCAAACACGUAUCCAAGUCGAGCUUGAAGCAUAUGGGCUUGAGUUUAUUAUCAAACCAGGUAUCAACAGAUGAAAAGGACAUUUUCACAGUCUGUUUAAGCGCCGCCGCUCAAAAGUUCCUGGUCACCAUUCUUGCGAGUGGGGAGCAUGAUGAUGAACUUGCCGACCAUUUACAACAAAGGAUGCUCAAUUAUAAACGAACUGCUUUGGCAGCUUUGAAUCGGAUUCGGCUCAUGACCACUCCCUCCCUUUCGCUACUCCAGGCCAUUUUGUGCGGCAUAUUCAUUCACCAAGGGUCCGGGAACGCGCAGUUUGCUUACGAGUUGACUCGGACUGCUUGUCGGGUCGCUACUGACCUAGAGCUUCAUUUAGCUCAACCUCGACAUGGCAGGGCCACUAGGACGGAAGAAGAAUCCUUCUGUUUGCUCUGGUGCUACAUGUUGGAUAAAAAUUACGCAUGGAAGUUUGAACCUCGUCGGUGGUACUUCGAUCCCGGACCAGGCGUUAUUGACCAACAUGUCGAUAUUACAACAUCAGAGCUGCUCAAUAUCUACCUCAUCAUGGCUCAAGUACAAGAUGAGGCUUUAUCGUUGUCUAAGACUAUCCUCUUCACCGAAGCACGAUCGGCUCAACACACUUUGCGCAACUCCACGGAGGUUCUGUUAAAGAAGAUGGAAAGGGUGCGCCAACGAAUUGAACAGAUAGCAUCAUCACCAUCGAUCUGUUGGAAGGGGCUUGAACCUGCCAACGAAAUUACUGCAAUCCAAUUUGCCUAUAAUUCUAUUCGCACUGAGGCUCUUUAUCUAUCUGAGAAGUCACAAGGGCAGUCCCUCGGCUUUGGUGAUCUGAUUCUCCGAUCUGCUCGCCAGGAAUUGUCCUCCUUGGUGGCCAUCUGUCUUAUAAGCGAAAAGAAUCGCGCCGUCGGGUUUUUACAUUGGACCUUAAUAUACUAUCCUUUAACAGCUUGGUUUGUUCUCUUCUGCAACACCGUCACAAGCUCCCACCUCGAGGACCUGAAUCUGCUUAAAACAUUGGCAACGGUUCUGAUGCCAAAUGUCUCGCUCAGUCACCCAAUCACCGUCAUAAAACAGCUUUGUGAGGAUUUCAUAGCGUUAUCACAGUCCCACUUUGCCAUCGAGAAUGGCGACGCAGGUAUCGAAGUCGAAAACCCUUCUUCCUCCUUUCACAGCCAGUCACUGCGGCGUCAUGUCGGGUCUAACUCUGCUAUCGCGCCCAUUUCUACCAAUAAUACUGCUUCUUUCCCUUCGGAUGUUUAUGAGACGUGUGCUCCCAACGAACAGGAGGACUCCGCUGCUUUCGAUAUCUUAUUCUCGAAUCCUCUGUCUCUGGAUUUCUCCGAUGACCUCUGGCAUUUCGAUUCCUGUUGA